CAUCCUCCACUCAAAAUCGCUGGAGCAAGGAGGAAACCGGGGCAUUAAUAAGUAAAGUUGGUGACUUGGAUGUGUUGAGCCAGCUCGAUCGCCUAACACAGCGUAACAAGCAUUAGUCCCACAAGCUAGGGAUAAAAAAAAAAAAAACAAAAAAAACACUGAAACAGUCCUACUUGCAGGAACGAGCAAGGAGGUGCAGUUCGGGAGAAGAGGGACGGUCCCGCAGAACAAUACUUUUUUGCUUUACUUACAUCUGGCAUAUUUGCAGUGCCUCUGAACAAGGUAGUUGGCAAACUUGUAAAUACAGAGGUGAACUGUGGUUUAAAUGCACAGCAAGCCCCAAAAACGUUGCCAGAUACCCUGUACUCAGUUAAGGAUGCCAGCCUAUACAUAGCAAUCGCCAGUCUUUUUUUAUUCUACUGGCACAGGAGCCAGUACAUAAUUCCUUUUUGGUUGCAUAUUUUCCUUUACCAGUUCCAAUAAUGCUGAAUGUUGCCCUGGUGACCCGAAAUGACUCUGAAAGACUGAUGCGGCACAACCUCUUCCACCAGCAAGAUGGGUGAUAUAUGUGUCCAAACCGUCCUUUCGUUAGCCAUUGGCAUUAGAUAACAACUAUAGGCAUAGGAUUUGCUUUUGGAGGUUCAAGCUCCCGAAACAAAGGGAAAACAUCCACCGUUCGCAAUUCAGACAGCAUUGGGAGCAUACGUUUGAAAAUGUCUGUCACGGAGCUUUAAAUCCUAAGUCUUUGCCGUUUUUUUAAAAUGUAUUUAUUUAUUUAUUAAACACAUUAUUAACCAACCAGACACGAGGUAUUUUGCUUUAUUACCGCAGCUUAGGUUCCCUGGGUAACUAAGUAUGUGAACGUGCAGCUGCGUAGCUAAGUAUGUGAACUUGAAUCCAACACUUAUUAGACAAUAAUUUUACCCAAAAUAAUAUUCAAAUUCAAUUGGAAGCUGCAGGGACGAGCAGCAGCAUCGUUUCACCCUUGUCGUAGCCACUGCAAUGCAGGUGUUCAGAUCUCCUUGAUAGUUAGAAAGAUUGCCAGCCUUGCCUGGGUGUUUUAUGUUAUUGGCUUGGGCUAGCUGGUGUCUGUGAAGCUUGUUGUAGCAACAGCAGUCGCCAGGGGAGCGGUCUGGAGAGAGGGGCGUGUAGCUGUGGAUAGUGGAAACAAUAGAACAACAAUCUACAAGCUUUCAAACACUGGCACAAAUUGGACAGGAAGACUGGCAGAAAUCCACAGCAAGCACUAGAAACCAAAAACACCAACACACUCAAACUGGUAAUCAAGGCGCUAAUGCAGGUCUUCUCGUGACUGAGUGAUGGAUUCUCCAGUCGGACCCGAGAUCGAAAGUAAAGCUGCACGGGUCGGGGAGAUGGAUUAUUUGUGGAAUUUAUCCCCAGAUUUAGGACUAUCGCCGGUUUCUGAUCUGUCAGUCAACAUGGGACACCUAUCUUUUGAAGAAAGCACCACUCCCAGGAGAAAACUGCGGCUGUCCCCGGAGCUCCUGACUCCAAGCCCCACUCAGACAAGCAACGUUUCCCCGGAAACGCAGACGCUGACAGGCUGCAUCAUUCCACAAGAACCCAGCAGGAAGGGAAGAGGGGAGAGGCGUAUCAGUCCUAAAAACUCUAUGCCUAAACCGAGAAAGCAGUCUGGAAGAGAUCAACUGAAGAAAGACAACGGAUCCCGAGCAGACAAAGAAAAUAGACGAUGUCGAGUUAAACUGUUUACCAGCCCGACUGCACCCAAAAGCAAAUGGGAAUCUGGAGGUAGAAAGAGCAAUAGCCCAGAGAGUGAGGAGCACAGUAAUCAGAGCAGGAAAGCGGCUUCGCGGGAGAGCGAUCCAGAGAUACACAGAGUGCCCCCUUUCCGAAUGGUACAGUCCAGACAGCAGGUUCCCCCAGUGGAGAUGCCAGACCCGGCGGCUGAAGACAGAAACCUGAUUGGAGAUUUCAGCAGGCCUCACCUCCUUUGUGCGGAAAAGGGAGAUCAUCAGGACCUCCAUUACAUCUCACCACAGACGGUGGCAUCAGUACUGAGAGGUGAGUACAACAGUGCUGUAGAGAGGUACCUCAUUAUCGACUGCCGCUACCCCUAUGAGUACGAAGGAGGCCACAUCAGGGGAUCCUUGAAUCUACAUAGUGAGUCUCAGCUCCUUGCUGCCUUGCUUCAGGAGCCAGCCUUAUCUAGGCUCUCACCACGAGCCAAGCUGCAGGAGAGUCCAUCUGCAGAAGUCAUGCUACAGGACAGCCCCCCUAUGAAACCCAUUCUGCCAGACAGACCCUCCACAACUGCACCUGAGGAGGAGAGUCCUUCUACAAGAACUGCAUUACAGGAGAGUCCUUCUACAAGAACUGCAUUACAGGAGAGUCCUUCUACAAGAACUGCAUUACAGGAGAGUCCUUCUACAAGAACUGCAGUACAGGAGAGUCCCUCGACCCCAGCCACACCGAAGGAAAGUGCUCUUGAGAGAAUCACAGUACAAGAUAGCUCCACUCCAAGAACCCUGCUCAUCUUCCACUGCGAGUUCUCUUCAGAAAGGGGCCCUCGGCUAUGUCGGUUUCUACGGAAGAUCGACCGAAACCUGAAUGUUUAUCCUCAACUGUUUUACCCGGAGAUGUAUAUACUGAAGGGAGGUUACAAGGAAUUCUACUCCCAGUUUCAGAGCCUCUGUGAGCCCUGUGGCUAUGUGUUGAUGGUUCACCAGGACUUCACCGAUCAGUUGCGAAGAUAUCGGAGGAAGAAACAUUCUCGACCAUCUCUGUUUGGGAGGAGGAAGGAGCUGGUUGAACCAGACAUGGAGGCAUGAACUGAGACUAUUGGGAAAAAGAAGAUAAAUGGCAUUAAAUGAGGACAGUAAAUGAGGACAGUGCAACUUGGAUGAGGUCAAUGUGUAAUAAGAUUUUUAAAUGAAAAUA
Messenger RNA from Polyodon spathula (Mississippi paddlefish), 2919 nucleotides. RefSeq names its product M-phase inducer phosphatase 1-like. Bases 1320 to 2810 code for a protein of 496 amino acids. NCBI's taxonomy places the organism in Eukaryota, Metazoa, Chordata, Actinopteri, Acipenseriformes, Polyodontidae. The transcript has 13 exons. Gene Ontology annotation, cellular component: cytoplasm; nucleus. Gene Ontology annotation, molecular function: protein tyrosine phosphatase activity. Gene Ontology annotation, biological process: positive regulation of G2/MI transition of meiotic cell cycle; G2/M transition of mitotic cell cycle; positive regulation of G2/M transition of mitotic cell cycle. The record is from RefSeq and is a predicted model, not a curated record.